Messenger RNA from Engraulis encrasicolus (European anchovy), 1482 nucleotides. RefSeq names its product septin 3 (gene septin3). The transcript is spliced from 9 exons. The record is from RefSeq and is a predicted model, not a curated record. NCBI's taxonomy places the organism in Eukaryota, Metazoa, Chordata, Actinopteri, Clupeiformes, Engraulidae. The coding region runs from base 3 to 1115 and encodes 370 amino acids. Gene Ontology annotation, molecular function: molecular adaptor activity; GTPase activity; GTP binding. Gene Ontology annotation, biological process: intracellular protein localization; cytoskeleton-dependent cytokinesis. Gene Ontology annotation, cellular component: microtubule cytoskeleton; presynaptic cytoskeleton; septin ring.
ACAUGGCAGACGUCGUACCCCCGGAGGUAAAGCCCAAGCCGGUGGUCCCGGCCAAGCCCCCGCACGUGGCACCUCCCCCGGUCCCAUCUUCCCAGCCCCCUCCUCCCUACAUGCCUCCUCCUUUGUCCGCCUCCUCGGGGCUGGCGGGCAACAAGCGGGCCUCCUCGGGGGGCUCCGCCCUGCUGGGCUACAUCGGCAUCGACACCAUCAUCGAGCAGAUGCGGAAGAAGACCAUGAAGACGGGCUUCGACUUCAACAUGAUGGUCGUAGGUCAGAGUGGUCUGGGCAAGUCCACGCUGGUCAACACGCUCUUCAAGUCCCAGGUGAGCCGGAAGAGCAGCGACUGGGGACGCGACGAGAAGAUCCCCAAGACGGUGGAGAUCAAGUCUGUCUCACACGUGAUUGAGGAAGGGGGCGUGAAGAUGAAGCUGACCAUCACAGACACACCGGGCUUUGGAGACCAGAUCAAUAAUGACAAGUGUUGGGAGCCCAUCUCCCAGUUCAUCAAUGAACAGUACGAGAAGUACCUGAAGGAAGAGGUCAACAUCUCCCGGAACAAGCGCAUCCCCGACACCCGCGUACACUGCUGCCUGUACUUCAUCGCACCCACCGGACACUCGCUGCGUCCGCUGGACAUCGAGUUCAUGAAGCACCUGAGUAACUCGGUCAACCUCAUCCCUGUCAUCGCCAAAUCGGACACGCUCACGCCGGAGGAGAAGUCUGAAUUCAAACAGAGGGUGAGGAAGGAGCUGGAGGCGGGUGGCAUUGAGUUUUACCCCCAGAAGGAGUUUGACUACGAUGUGGAGGACAAGGCUGACAAUGACAAGAUCAGGGAGGUGAUGCCCUUUGCAGUGGUGGGCAGUGAUAAGGAGUACCAGGUCAAUGGCAAACGGGUGCUGGGACGAAAGACGGCAUGGGGCAUCGUAGAAGUUGAGAACCUGACCCACUGCGAGUUCUCCCUCCUCCGAGACUUCAUCAUCAGGUCCCACCUGCAGGACUUGAAGGAGGUGACCCACAACAUUCACUACGAGACGUUCCGCGCCAAGCGCCUCAACGACAACGGGGGCCUUCACCCCGUCUCCUCCGCCCCCGCCACGCAAGAGAGCAACCUAUAGAAGAAGACCACCACCCACCACCCCCGUCCCAACAUACAUAAUGCACCAAUGGCUUCUCAGCGAGAUACAGAGAGAGAGGAGAGGGAGAAUAGAUGAAGGCUCAGGAGAAAUAACAAAGAGAGUGAGAAAUAAAUGGCUGAAUACAUUGUAAAAUAAAUGUUGACAUAAAUGUUGUUGAUUGACAGAGAAAGAGAGAGAGAGAGAGAAAGUGGAGAAUGGAUGGAGGCUCAGGGGAAUGAGAUUGAGAAAUAGAGAUAGAGUGAUGGGGAUUUGGGUUUUUAUUUUUGGCUAGCUAAUCAUUCUAGUAUCGUGCCAUGUGAUCACUGCAUGUUUGAAGGGAGCUCUUUGUCAUGUUUGGAUUUUUACC